ACGAUAGACAGACUCGAAAACCUAUCGCAGACCGAUAGACAUGUUGGUCUGGCAAUGCCCCUACACAGAAACAGCUGAUUGAUCGAAAAUGAGCGGCGUUGUUGAAAUAGAACCAAAACAAGGAUAUUUAAGUGCUGCUGAACUCGUAGCGCACCGGCAUGUGGAAAUUGAAGCGUCAACAAGUGGACUAAAGCGUACUGAAAAUGAAGACACUGCAAAGGAAAAGCAAGAGCUGGCCAGCGCCUAUGCUAAUUUGCAUAAGCAACUCUCACUGCAUCGUAUAGAGCGCCAAGCAGGACGUGCCAUUGCUAUUUGGCAUAAAGAACUGCAGGCGGCUGAGGUGUUACGGAAAGAUGGCAAAUUUGAAAGCUUUGGCUUCAGCAGGGACGGUAAACUGUAUUUGGAGUAUUACGAGGCGCUCUUUUUGCUGGAGCUGGUAUAUAUUUUGCUUACAGUCAUUAUUCAUGGCAUGAUAAUGUCUGUGGAGCAGGCAUACAUACUGCUGCUGGCGGAAACAGCUAGUGACAAGUAUAACAACUACCUGGUUUACUCAGCUCUUAUGCGCGCUGGAUAUAUUGUGGUAAAGCAUCAAGUGCCAGUUGCUACAAUAAAUAGUGCUGAUUGCAUUUGGGCGCUUUUGGAGGCAAGUCUUUGGCAAAAGCCAGUGCCGGCUCACAUUCAAGGAGUCUGCCUACUUCGAGUCAGCAAAUCAAGAAGAUGCUUAUGUAUAAGCAGCAGAUAAAGUCCCAGCAUGAUAGUGAAUAACGAGCAGCACAGCGAUUUUCAAUUCGAUACACGGAAACGUAAAGUUAACUUGGAGUCUGAUCAACAAUCCAACUGCAAAAGAACUUGCCUGUCCCAGUCCAAAAGCCUGGUGGACACGCUGCUAUCUGAAUCCAACUAUCUAAGGUUUCAAGAGUUAUUUGCGCAGUUGGACAUAGUGCAACUGCAAGCUGCCACAGACCAAGAGCUGCUUACUGAUUCCUCACUACGCACUUUUCAAAUUAGCUUUGAUCUACAUUUUCAUAGCGAGGGCUUUAAACGCAGUGCCCCCAAGUCGCCCAGCUUUAGCGUCAUCAUACUGCCACCCAAGGAGCCGUUUCCCACACAUAAUGAACUUAUUAAAUGCCAGCGCCAGCAGUUGCCUCUCGCCGGUGCCCCGCUGCUGAUCGUGUCCGUUAGCGAAUCAAAACAAAUACAAGCGUUCCUAUAUUAUAUCAGUUGAUGUUGAACCGAUAAUGGAUCUGCCUUAGCUCAUCGAAUUGUAUAUUUCAUUAUUGCUAAUUUAUGGGUACGUUGAAAUU
Molecule: messenger RNA, 1304 nt
Organism: Drosophila busckii
Lineage: Eukaryota; Metazoa; Arthropoda; Insecta; Diptera; Drosophilidae
Gene: Tsen54
Biological process (GO): tRNA-type intron splice site recognition and cleavage
Cellular component (GO): tRNA-intron endonuclease complex
Source: RefSeq, a predicted model, not a curated record